Messenger RNA from Budorcas taxicolor (takin), 603 nucleotides. Its product is annotated as putative HTLV-1-related endogenous sequence. NCBI's taxonomy places the organism in Eukaryota, Metazoa, Chordata, Mammalia, Artiodactyla, Bovidae. The coding region runs from base 1 to 603 and encodes 200 amino acids. The record is from RefSeq and is a predicted model, not a curated record. The transcript has a single exon.
AUGUCUGCUCGCCCAGACCCUCCCCCGCCCGGUCGACUUGGCACCUCUUGGGCUCAUCGCCCGCGAUGUCGGCCGCAGCCUCUGAGAGGAAAGUUGACGAGAGGAGACCCGGGGGCUAGGUCCCCUUUCCCAAGGCACUGCCGCCUGCCCUGCCCGUCACCCCGGGCUCCCGGAGCCCGCACCCCUCCUUCCCGGUACGACACUCCCUUCACCCAGCCCUUCCUGCCAUCCUUCUCAACGAGAGCUGCGGAGACCGCAGGAGAUCUAGGGGUGACGAGGGCGGGGCGGGGCUGGGGGAAGGGGAAGGGAGGCAACAGCCGCAGGAAAAUACGCAUUCUUUAUUCUGUCUGCAAAGAAGGGAAAGUCCUGCCUCCUACCUGUUCCCUGCUUCUGCUCGCCUCGGCGCGGCACAGCUGGACCAUAACCUACAGGUUUCCCACUUCCGCCGCAAACACCUGGGAGCGCAUCUCCCCACCCGGCGCCCCUACUCGCCUCGGCCGAGCCCACCCCAGCUACUUGACAGCAGAAGCCGGGCCUUUUAGAGCGGUUAUUGGAGCGGCAAGGAAAGUGGGGCGGGCGCUAGAGAAAAAGCCGCGUCUCUGA